Messenger RNA from Cryphonectria parasitica EP155, 1307 nucleotides. RefSeq lists its product as uncharacterized. Lineage: Eukaryota; Fungi; Ascomycota; Sordariomycetes; Diaporthales; Cryphonectriaceae. The record is from RefSeq and is a predicted model, not a curated record. Bases 704 to 1072 code for a protein of 122 amino acids. The transcript is spliced from 2 exons.
GAAAACUGGGACUGGAGAUGCUGUACUGUGGUAGCGCACGGAAUGUGAUCUUUUUGGAGAAAAGAAACCCGUCCUGGUAUAGUAGAAAGCCCUCCCACCCAUUUGCGCCGACCCUCAAAUGAGUUUCAUUCCAUUCCCACCUGGCUAGCCCUUGUCCCCUCUCAGCAGACAUGCAGCCGGUGUAUAGCACCCUUUUCGGACCUAGUCAGCGUCGCAUCAGCACCCCUAGUCACGAAACCGCGGGGAGAAAUCGGAAUACGGAGAAUAAAGUUCUCCACAUGAUCAUCAUGGAUACCUCGCUAGGGAUUGAUACCAGCAGCCGAUGAUCGCCUACGCGUCCGCAACGCCUACUGAGUUUUGUGACGCAGGCUGCCAACCUCGACGCUUUGUCCACCAUCAAAUUAUUGCUGGCGUGUUUGUUUCGUCACGGCUUCGCUGAGGCAGGUCAACGCAUGAAGUUUGUGGUCACCGUUCACGGAGUGGGUCUACAAAAGCGCCUCUCUGUCUGAGAGGUGAGAUUUUUCUGGGGCCUGUCAAGGUCUGGUCGCACGUGGCUGUGUUGGUGUGGUAUUACCAGCCACUGUGUCUCGCUGGUUGGCCUUCCCCCCCUUCCCCUCCCCCUGCAUGUGUGGAGGAAAAUCAUGGUGUCUAGAAAUCUUGACGCUCCUAGUACUACAUAGUAAGGGUGUUGUCCCAAGCCGGCAUGCUCCGUUCCCAUUCGAGUUCUGCCGCCCUAGGACCAAUUUUUCUCUCACGUCCGGAUACGCUACCUUCGGCUCCGGUUACUACCAAUUUCCUCGGCGCCGGAGCAAGACCCACGAGGAGGCGCGGAAUUCGGCCCUUGCGCCCUCGAUGUCUAGGCGGGCCUUGCUAUGUACUAGUGGCAAUAGCCAUGUCCACAUUAUGUAAUAUUGUACAAGCGUGCUGUGCAGCAUCUCGUGGUUGCUGCUGGCUCGGCGCCAGAAUCAUCGCGAGCUCAAUCGCGCUGCCGGGAUACCACGUGGAAGCUCUGCAGCGUUCAAAGAGCGGUGCGGGCCACGCAUCUACACCGCACCGGGCUUUUGACAAAUAGUCACAAUUCCCGAGAACUGGCGAUUACGCCCUCUCUCGACUCGGGAGAGUUUGGACGAUGGUUCGUGCUCAGGCAUGGUAGACCAGAUUGUGUCUGGGGUCUCGCAGCGUCUGAACGCUGGUGGUCCCGAUGAGAGUCAAGAUUCGACAUUUGAACAUGUGGUCUACUCCGAUCAGAUACUGAAGGAGUCCUCGAUCAUUUUCUGGGACACAGAAUUGGAUUUGCGAUUCUCUGG